GUCAAUAUAGCCUAGGUUUUCUUGUUUGAUUUAUAUUUUAAAUUUAAAAAUUAUAUGACGUAUAAAUUAAUUUUACAUAGGUUUGAUUAUUUAUAAAUGAUGAGCUGUUACAAGUUAAUUCAACGCUAAAGAAUAACGACUAAAGCAAGAAAUUAAAAAAGGAAUUUCGAAGCGUGAGCAUAUUGAAUCGUAGCUGUGAUGCAGGAUUCAACAUACCAUCAGUCGAAACCUGUGUAGAAAAAAGAUAAAGAACUGAUUUCUAGAGCUUGAUCAAAUAUUUUACUUUGCUAAACAUAAAUUUGAUUUGAUUGCCAAAUUUGCGGUUAAGGAAAUUUACAAUGUCGAUAUGUGAGCGUAUGAAGAAAGGACGCAGGGUACCUCCCGAUGAUAUCGAUGACUCCAAGCGUUACUUGGAUAUCUACAAACUGAUUGCGUUGGGCUUGGGCGGCACUUUGGGUCAGGGCAUUUAUGUGCUGACCGGACAGGUGGCUCGCGAGCUAGCUGGGCCGGCAGUGACCCUGUGCGUUUUCAUUGCGGCAGUGGUGUCGAUGCUUGGCGGCAUCUGUUAUGCGGAUCUAUCCUCGCGAGUGCCGCGUCCCGGCAGUGCCUACAUCUACAGCUAUAUGAUCAUGGGCGAGUUUGUCGCCUUCACCGUCGGCUGGAGCAUGAUACUGGAGUAUAUGACGAGCACGGCGUCAGCGGCACACAGCCUCGCUGCCUAUCUGGAUGCCCUAUUGGAUCAGAGGCUAUCGCGGGCAUUCCAAAGUGUAUUAACUAUGAAUAGCAAGUACACGUUAGGCUAUCCGGAUUUUCUGGCCUUGGGUCUGAUCCUGUUGUCUGCAUGUGUGAUUGCCUUCGGCAUCAAAAAGUCGUUCUGGCUGAAUCUGAGCUUCAUUGCCGUCAAUCUGAUAACCAUUUCCCUAGUCUUUAUCAAUGGCACCACAAUAUCCAAAAUACAAAACUGGUCUCUCAAAUCAAAGGACGUGGAGGAAGACAUAGGUGUCGGCGGCUACUUUCCAUAUCCCAUUGCAAAGAUGUUCAAGGGCGUGGCUAUUUGCUUUUUCGGGUUCGUUGGAUUCGAUUGCAUCACCUCGACGGCCGGCGAGGCCAUCAAUCCCACUCAUAACAUACCCAUGGCCAUUUUUGCCACGAUGCUAAUGGUAUUCUGUACCUACUCUCUGAUGAGCACCAUACUAACUCUAAUGGUACCCUAUUAUCUCAUCAAUCCGAUAACCCCGUUGGCAUCCGCCUUUCAAUACCAUAAAAUGUACCAUGUGCAUACGUUCGUCACAGUUGGCUCUGUGCUCGCAUUGUGUGCAUCCCUGCUGAACUCCAUGUUCCCGCUGCAGCGCAUCCUUCGUGCCAUGGCCCAAGAUGGCUUCAUGCUCAAGGGCUAUGCCAGCGUGAAAGGCUGGACAAAGUCUUCUAUGUUGGCCACCUUUUUCUUGACCAGCAUUGCGGCCGUUGGUACGCUGGUCCUCCAUUUCACCUUCUCGAUACAGCUCUCCAUUAUUGGCGUCUUGCUGGACUAUACCAUCGUGGCCAUUGGCGUUGUUAUGCUGCAUUACAAGAACGAUCGCAAGAAUGAGAAUGAGGCCGUGGAGGAAAUCAACUUCAAAGUGGUGAUGCGUCAGAUUUGCAGUGGACGACAUGGCAAGAAAGCGAAUACAGUGUCUAACUACAUUACGCGUUUAUUUCUAAUCAUUUUUAUCGUCGUCUCUGUGCUCUUCUGCUUGGCCUUCAAGUGCUUUACCAUCACUCAUCAGCUGUGGGCCAUUGUGCUGGCCACCUGUUUCGCCGUGUUGAACAUCGUCUGCGUUAUCAUAAUUGGCAUACAGCCACAGUCAAGCGCCUUGCCGCCAUUCAAAACGCCUCUUGUGCCGUUCAUACCCUGCGUCAGCAUUUGGAUUAAUAUUUUUCUGGUAUCCACAUUGUCGUGGCUGUGCCUUGUGCUUUAUUUGAUCUGGAUGAUAGUCGGCUAUGUCGUAUAUUUCGGUGUAAUUACCGUAGAUUUUUUAGAGAAAAGGAUCACCAGCAAACUGGCUAAGCAGAUGAUUGACAGCUUCAAAUUUCUGGUGUGAAAUAUAUGUGCUUUCUUAUUUUUGUACACAAUAUGUAUAAUAAAAUUCAAAAAUAA
This is a messenger RNA of Drosophila mojavensis, 2137 nucleotides long. Its product is annotated as cationic amino acid transporter 3. The transcript is spliced from 5 exons. Gene Ontology annotation, molecular function: amino acid transmembrane transporter activity. Gene Ontology annotation, cellular component: plasma membrane. The record is from RefSeq and is a predicted model, not a curated record. Gene Ontology annotation, biological process: transmembrane transport; amino acid transport. NCBI's taxonomy places the organism in Eukaryota, Metazoa, Arthropoda, Insecta, Diptera, Drosophilidae. The coding region runs from base 339 to 2081 and encodes 580 amino acids.